AUGUCAAUCUCCACCGGUUCAGACAGCGCGCACAUGGCCGCAUCCACCUCAUCUCAACCUGCCAUACAUACCGAACAGCGUCGCAUAGGUCACAUCUGCGCUAUCCUCGUUCGCAAUCUCUCAAUACGACCGACACGCGACCGAGCACUGCAAACACUCACCUCAAAACGACCGGGCGGUUCGAGUCGCUACCACACAACUUCGGACGAUGCUGAUCUGACACUCAGCCUUGCGCGAUCCAACAGCAAAGGCAAAAGCAAGGCCGGUGGAUCGCAUUGUCCUCGCAGAAGUGCUAGUUACAGUAGACUUGAUGCCGGAUCUUCCGACGACGACAAUGAUGCACAACAGCUCGAGUCCGGCUCACCAUCCAGCUCGACCCCGACAAGAUCGCAGCUCAAUAAUAGAAACAAGCUCCACCCUGGAUCGGAUCGUAGAGGCCGGUCUGGAUUCCAGGCGAACCAACGACACACGUCUGAUCACGAACUUACCACCACCAACCUUAGCUCAGCGGCUGAUGAUAGACACAGCAUCGAAGCAAGUCCGCGUCCGAUCUUGAAACGAUCCUCUAGCACGCGAGAUGGAAGGGUGCAAAAUGGGUCACCGGGCGGUGGCUCAACUGGGUUUCUGGAUGAGCUUGGUGCGCAUACGACCAUGCUUUCGCGAUCGGAUUCUCGCAGCUCAUCCCAUUCGUCACAUACCAUCCGAAGACCGUCACAUAGAGCACGAACAACAAGCAUGACUUCGUCGAGUAGCGUACGAAAUGUACGCUUUGACGAGAGUCAUGUUGGUAACAGCGAUGAGGCGAGACGUCCGUCAAGGAUUACGGGAAGACUGAAUGCGGCUUCCCGAUACAUGCUCUUUUCACAAAAGAGUUUGGCGCAAAUCAUGAAGGAUCGCAUGCUCGAAUGCUAUGUCGAGCUCUCGCUUGCAGAUAACGAUGCCUCGGUACAAAAGGGCAAGAUGACCAGCGACAAGCCAGAGCCUAUCUUCUACCGCACACCGAACUCCAAACCAGGUCUACAUCACUCGUGGGGCUACCAAGGAGGCGAUCCCAUCAGUCCGGAGCGCGACUUUGCAACCGCCGCCAUCUCGAGUAAGGAACCAUUAGAAGCAUCGACGGUCGAGAUCAAGAUCUGGGCGCGAUCGCCUCCAGACACUGCAAAGACUGAACCUGAAGCGGAGGAGUGGAAGCUCGUCCGUCGCACCAGCGUCGAUCUUCGCGACCUUGAGCCAAUAUCUGGGAGUCUACAAGACGCAAACCUCGCGCUUCCACCCAAUUCGAUCUUACUCGGUCUCGCGCUGGGAGCGAACUCGCUCUCUGGUCGGACGAGCUUGAGUUCGGCUGAUUCGCAGAAAGGCUUAUCUAGCCCAACAGCGAAAGGCGAAGGGGAAGUUGAGCCGAAGCUGAAGAGAAAGAUCAGCGAACAGGAAGCGGAGAGAACAAGGCAUAUUCUGGAGAGUAUUGUUUACUAUGCUGUUCCGCUCGACUCAGCUCAAGGUGCUGAUGCGGGACAGGCAAGCAGGGCGAAUGGAUCGGCGAGUCUCAAAGCUGAGAGCUCGAACAGGAAGCAAGCAAAAGGUAACCUCGGUCGGAGUCGGUCGCCGAACCAACGACGUCGCGCAUCGGUGGACGGGUACGCUUCUGAUCCAGAGAAUGCUUCGAAUCAUAAGGCAAUUAAAAGCUCAAGGGGGGAAGACGAACUCACAAUACCCGCACCAACUACCAGCACAGCCGCCACAACAGCUGCAAUUAGCCCAGCCACGUCGGACGCACCAAGACGAGAGCGACGCAAAGCAUUCGAAGAUGAGCAACGGCGCGUCCUAGAACUCAGUCUGCGCGAGACAAAAAUGAUGCCCAGCUACACUCUCGAUCGAGCUCGACAACUCGCUAGCAAGCAAACGCAAUCACAAAACCUUCUGGCCCAAGUCGACGAGCUGUGUGGAGAGAACGGAGAGCUGCUACAAGAUCCCGAAGGUAUUGUUCAACUACGACUCAAGCAUGAGCAGCAGAAAGCGCAUUCCGAAGCCGUGCGUCAAAUGGCGACGGACGAAGCGGCUGACUUGGCUCAAAGGCGAGCUGAGCUAGAAACUCGAAGAGCAGCGCUACAAUCUCGACGCAAAGCUAUGCAGGCUUCGGAUGCGCUCUUCUGGGCAGCUGAAACCUCUUCACGCCAGCUUCAAGGUCAGCUGGACAAUCUCAAAGCAGAGAAAGCAGAUCUAUCGCAAUUCCUGCAUGCGCAACAAUCCUCUCUGCUACGCGAUCUAGAAAUCAUCUUCCCUAUCGAACUCUCCGAUGCCUCUUCCCUGCUGUUCUCCAUCUGCGGUCUACCGCUACCCAACUCAGUCGCAUCCCUCCCACCUACCGAACUGCUACACGAGGAGAAAAAGUGGAAAGACACAGUCAAACGUCUCCCUGCCUCAAACCGUCCCGUCUUUCACCCGUUCGACGACGAUACAAUCUCCUCUUCGUUCGGUUUGGUCGCUCAACUCGUCGUCCUACUAUCCACUUAUCUUUCCACCCCGAUCCACUAUCCAUUAGCAACGGCGGGUAGUCGAGCGGUUCUGCAAGACGGGAUUUCUCUCAUGUCUGGUCCCAGAGCGUUUCCGUUAUACGAGAAGGGAAUGGAGAGGUACAGAUACGAAUACGCGGCGUUUCUGUUGAACAAGGACAUUGAACAACUGAUGAACGUUUGGAGUGUAACGGUGAUUGAUAUCAGACACACGUUGCCGAAUCUGAAAAAUCUGAUGGUGACGGUGAGUGCGGCCGGGCCGGGGAGCGAGGGUAGUAGGAAGAGCUACCUUGGGAAGAGGGAGAUUUCACUCAGGUCUGCGGUAGAGACUGUUGAUGAGAGGAUUGUAGGAGGGGAUGGUGGAAAGGUGAAUGAGGGGAAGAGGCCGGGCACGGGGCUAGGAAUGGGGCUGCCGAGUACAGCAAAUGGGAGAGUAGGGAAGUUGGAAGCGAAGCCGGAUACGCUAGUGACGACGAGAGUGUUGGGUGCGUCUUCGAAAGCAGCAGCAGCGCCGGCGACGGCGAGUGGUGCUAUUGCGUCUGUUUCGAGAGCAUUUAGUUAUUUUAGUGGUAGCUCAACUCGUUGA
Ustilago hordei is the source of this 3096-nucleotide messenger RNA. RefSeq lists its product as uncharacterized. Gene Ontology annotation, molecular function: SNARE binding. The transcript has a single exon. Bases 1 to 3096 code for a protein of 1031 amino acids. Gene Ontology annotation, biological process: SNARE complex assembly. Gene Ontology annotation, cellular component: lytic vacuole; endosome. NCBI's taxonomy places the organism in Eukaryota, Fungi, Basidiomycota, Ustilaginomycetes, Ustilaginales, Ustilaginaceae. The record is from RefSeq and is a predicted model, not a curated record.